This is a messenger RNA of Aedes albopictus (Asian tiger mosquito), 1501 nucleotides long. RefSeq names its product malate dehydrogenase, cytoplasmic (gene Mdh1). The record is from RefSeq and is a predicted model, not a curated record. Gene Ontology annotation, cellular component: mitochondrion; cytosol. The coding region runs from base 154 to 1155 and encodes 333 amino acids. The transcript is spliced from 3 exons. NCBI's taxonomy places the organism in Eukaryota, Metazoa, Arthropoda, Insecta, Diptera, Culicidae. Gene Ontology annotation, molecular function: L-malate dehydrogenase (NAD+) activity. Gene Ontology annotation, biological process: tricarboxylic acid cycle; malate metabolic process; oxaloacetate metabolic process.
UCGAGCGCAACAAAUGUGCUCACUCGCAGUCUGUCACCCACUUCACGUUUAGUCGGACGUGUGCUUCCUCUUCCAGUGAACGUAUUCGCGAAGCAUCCAAGUGGCAUUUUUUUAUUGCAUUUACUUUUCUUUUGUGUAUUUUAUCCAAUCAAAAUGUCUGAGCCAAUCCGUGUUGUAGUGACUGGUGCUGCCGGUCAGAUCGCCUACUCGCUGCUGUACAUGAUUGCCAAGGGGGAUGUCUUCGGGCCGAACCAGCGACUGGUUCUGCAUUUGCUGGACAUUCCACCGAUGAUGGGUGUGCUCGAGGGUGUCGUCAUGGAACUGGCCGAUUGUGCGCUGCCGUUGUUGGCCGGCGUGGUGCCCACCACCGAUCCGGCCGUUGCCUUCAAGGACGUUGUGGCGGCAUUCCUGGUCGGCGCUAUGCCCCGCAAGCAGGGCAUGGAAAGGAAGGACCUUCUGUCGGCCAACGUCAAGAUCUUCAAGGUUCAGGGUGAAGCGCUGAACAACCAUGCUCGCAAGGACGUCAAAGUGCUGGUCGUUGGCAACCCGGCGAACACCAACGCCUUGGUAUGCUCGCACUAUGCCCCAUCGAUCCCGAAGGAAAACUUCACGGCCAUGACCCGUCUGGAUCAGAACCGAGCCCAGGCUCAGAUUGCCGCCCGGCUGGGAGUUGGCAUCGCUCAGGUUAAGAACGUUAUCAUCUGGGGCAACCAUUCGUCAACUCAGUUCCCGGACGCGAAGAACGCUACCGUCGAGGUGGACGGUACCAAGAAGAGCGUGGUGGAUGCCAUUGCCAACAACGACUACCUGAACGGGGAAUUCGUCGAGACCGUGCAGAAACGUGGCGCUUCGGUCAUUGCCGCGCGCAAGAUGUCCUCGGCCAUGUCGGCCGCCAAGGCUGCCAGUGACCAUAUGCGUGAUUGGUUCGCCGGUACCAAGGACGGUGAGUACGUCUCGAUGGGCGUCGUUUCGGACGGUAGCUACGGCACCCCGAAGGACGUUGUUUACUCGUUCCCGGUGCAAAUUCAGAAUGGCCAGUGGAAGAUUGUUCAGGGAUUGUCCGUUGAUGACUUUGCCCGCGGCAAGUUGGAUGCCACCGGCAAGGAACUGCUCGAGGAAAAGGAAGAAGCAAUGUCCGUGUGUGCCUCGGAUUGACUAACUAAGCUGUAAAACAUCAUAUUUGUAGAAACUUUACACCUGUAUAGUGGGAAUCAAUAAAUAGUCCAUUGUGUUUUCCGUUCCGUUAUGUAAUUGUGUGGUUUUUCGUUUCUCCAAAAAUUGUGUUUUACCAAGAGAGUGCACGUACAAAAAAUUACUCAGCUGUGUGAAAUUAAAAGAGUUAAGACAUUCGCUUCGAAAUUGUUGAAAAACUUAUAGAAAAUAUCGUACGUCUUUAUAGACCAAUUAUUGAAUAUAUAUGCGUAGGCAUAAAAGUCAAUUGGAAGAUUAUUAUUUUGUUAUUGCUUUGGCUUAGCCAUAAAUAAAAUCCAAUUUAUCAGUA